UGUUUGAUUUUGCAAAUGGGCCGUUUUUCUAUUUAACAUAUAGAAAAUAUGGAGGCUAGAGUGUAGUCGUUACUGCUGUUUAAUUUGAUAUUUUCGACUAAGUUUCUAAAAAUGUACCAGACUGAUUAGUCAUUUAAUAGUCUUGUUUUACUGCAGGUUUUUUUUUUUAAUUGUUUGGUGUUAUCAUUAUCGUAGGUUUUCAAUAGGAGAACCACGAUUUACGCAAUGCAUACGGCAGUUAAAUACAUAUGUUUAUUUACUGCUGCUACAGUUUUUGCAUCAUCGAUAGUAUUGAGAGUUGAUCGUAGACCAGUGAAGACACUGAGUCAACCGACACCAACACUACACAAGAAAUCAUCCACUCCAACACGAACUGAAGAUACUGCAGUGCGUUCCAGUGACAAAUCUGAUACUUCGACAACGAAAAAUCAAUCACACAUUGAUGACAGUGGUCAUGUCACAAAUCAUCAACACAAAGUGGAUACAAAUCCACAUAUUGCUAUUAUCGUUACCAAUAAACGUUCUGGAUCUUCAUUUUUUGGAGAGUUGUUUAAUCAGAAUCCAAAUGCAUUUUAUUUAUUUGAGCCACUGCAGUGUUUUACACAAAUGGCUCUAAAGAACGAGAUUCCCUCUAAUGAGUUCAACUCUCUUUCAAUUAAAACACUGAAGUAUAUUUUAACAUGUGAUUUCUACAAUAUUCCUUACUUAAAUACUUGGUGGGAAGCGUUCAGAAAUUUUAUCUGCUGGAGCACUCCUUGGUCAAGUCUAUGUAAAGACAAUAAACCGAGGGAGGUAUCCAUAGAAACGGGACUUGACACGCUCGUUCAAAUGUGUAAUUUGUCUAAAUUAGUUGCUAUCAAAACUAUUCGGUUAGCUGACAUCGCCUCUUUACGCGAAUUUGUUGAAAUGUACAACAUGAAUGUGAAAGUGUUACAUUUGGUCCGUGAUCCCCGAGCUGUGAUGAAUUCAAGGUGGUACUUACAUUCUCCAAACUAUGACUUUCUUAGAAAGAAGGUCAAAGAUGAAACAAUUGACUUGUGCCAGCACUCUGUACGGAAUAUGAAAUACGUAUCAUCUCAACCUGAUUGGCUUAGAGGGCGAUAUAAACUUGUUCGAUUUGAAGACGUAGCAAGUUUUCCACAUGAGUGCGCAAGACAAAUUUAUCAAUUCUUGGGAGUAGAAUAUCCACUUGUAUUAGAUGGAUGGAUAAAUGAAAAUACUAACAAGGAUACAGCGAAUCCAUACAAUACUAAAAGAAAUUCCUCUGGCAUCAUUAAUAAGUGGAGGAAUGAGAUGGACUUUGAGCAAGUUAAAAAGAUACAAAGCAAAUGUUCACUAGCAAUGACGUCAUUAGGAUAUAAUUUAAUGAAUGAAAGUCAAUUUGUGAAUAUCGACGAUUAUGAAUCUUAUCUUAGACCUGAAGAGUUACCUUUCACAAAGCUCCAUGGCAUUUUUGUCAAGAUUAAUAAUUAAGUUUACAGUUUUAUACCUUUUAUUUUCAGGUACGACUUCAAAUUGUAAAAGGGUAUUAAAAUUGUCAAUAAAAAAUAUACCGAAACUUAUAUUAUUAUUAAUAAUAUUUUAUUGUAUUUUAUUAUUGCUAUAAUUAUUAUCAUCAAUGUUAUUAUUAUAAAUGUUCCACAAAUCAAAUGAGGUAUAUUUAAUUAUAUACUAGAUAGUGUAGUGUAAUUUCUGUUCUGUUUUUUGUAAUUAUCAAAUGAAUUUUCUUGCAAAGAUAUCAAUAAUCGGAAAAUACUGGACUUGGUUUGUAAGGUCACUGCAUUGUAAUUAUUUUCAGUCGUGUUAAAACAUCAAUAAUCCCCAAAGCGAUAUAAUGUCAAUCUGCAUUUAGUUUAUAAACAAUUGCAUUUUUGUUUGAGUAUGAAAUAGUGUCGUCGUUUGAUAGUGAGAGGUGUCACACUUCGAUCAAUCUCUAACCAAUCAAUUAUGGCUUCGAUACACAAAACCACAAAACGCCAUAUCAUUAUCCUGUUAAACUCUGUGCUCUAUCAGGAAAAUUUUAUUAGCUAAGCUAUCAUUACCUGUUGGUAAGCAUCAUUACUGUUAUUAUUAGUAUUAGUAUUAUAAUGAUCGUUAUAAUUAUCAAGGACACCAGUAUUGUUAAUAUUAUUAUUAUUAUUAUUAUUAUUAUUAUUAUUAUUAUUAUUAUUAUUAUUAUUAUUUAUAAGAUCCGUCUCACUUAUUAUAACUAAAUCUAACUGUUUUAAUGCUAACUCCUUUAGCAAAGUAGAUUCAUAUAAGCUGUGCAAGCUAGGCCUAUGUUCACUUAAAUGUGUAGGAAAAGAAUUCCACUUUGUGUCAAGUUUACAGUGAUCUUCGUGAGAUUUAUCGGGGAAAUAUUAUUAUAACAAUUCCACACAGCAGAAAUACACUUUUGUUGUUUUUUACAUUUACUAUUUACUGGUACUUUACUCUGCAGCAUGAAAACACGUGUGUUGUUGCCUAAAGAAAUAAAAAGGACCUCGUGUCUAAACGAUGAAUCAA
Anneissia japonica is the source of this 2505-nucleotide messenger RNA. RefSeq names its product carbohydrate sulfotransferase 3-like. The coding region runs from base 226 to 1473 and encodes 415 amino acids. The record is from RefSeq and is a predicted model, not a curated record. The transcript has 2 exons. Gene Ontology annotation, biological process: N-acetylglucosamine metabolic process; sulfur compound metabolic process. Gene Ontology annotation, molecular function: N-acetylglucosamine 6-O-sulfotransferase activity. NCBI's taxonomy places the organism in Eukaryota, Metazoa, Echinodermata, Crinoidea, Comatulida, Comatulidae.